This is a messenger RNA of Acytostelium subglobosum LB1, 1002 nucleotides long. RefSeq lists its product as hypothetical. Bases 1 to 1002 code for a protein of 333 amino acids. The record is from RefSeq and is a predicted model, not a curated record. NCBI's taxonomy places the organism in Eukaryota, Evosea, Eumycetozoa, Acytosteliales, Acytosteliaceae. The transcript has a single exon.
AUGCUCGACGACUAUGCAUCAUAUCGCAAUGAUCUGGUUGGGAAUCAACAACAACAACAGCAACAGCAACAAUUGAAGAAAAGAAAACUGGAUGAUAACACUAAACAACAACAACAACAACAACAGCAAUCCUCUAGACAACAGUACCAGAAUAAUCAAACCAUACAAAGUUCAAUCACCAGUAUUCCUGAUACCACAUCAACAACAUCAACAACAACAACAACAACAACAACAACAACUACCCCAGCAUCAGGAAAAUCAUUAGGAGGUGUGUCCAAGAGGAAGACAUCCACACCAAAGAAACUAUCCACGAUGAUGGCAAAGGCCCCAGAGUCACUCGGUGGUGCAGAUUUGGGAAAUAUCAUACAAACAGACUUUGGAAAAAGCUUUGAAGAGUUGUUACGCAAUCCUCACAUACAGGAGAAGAUAGCCGAUCACAUCAACUCUGCACUUGCACUUCCUCAACACAAUGCCACACCAGCCAAUGGUGAUAAUGUCUAUCAAUCGAAUUCCAAUAAUGUGGAUGCUCCAAUUCAAAUGAACACAUCAAUGCCCUCCAGUACAAUGAUGGAUACUUCCAGUCUCUAUCAUAUUGGCGAUGUAUCAUUGGAUCUGGACAAUAUUAUCUCUUCAAUAGAGUCAGACCCAGAGAUUGGUGGAUUUGUACAACAACACCUACAUCAUCAAUAUGGCUUGUUUGAUUACCAUCCAAUACAACAACAACAACAACUACAACCAAUGAUGACAAAUACACCAUAUCUGAAUGAUUUGUAUGGCAAUGAGCCAAACAUCAACAAAACAACAACAGACAUUGAAGUGGAUAAUAUCGUCGACGUCAAGUCUUUUAGCGAUGGUAUUCGUUCGAACCCAAACAAACUGGUUUCCACUCUUCCACCACAGGACAAUAACAAUCUAGAUCGAAACAACAACAACAACAACAAUGCCAUACCGGACAACAUUGACGAUUUCCUAUCAACACUAAACUAUCAUGAUGAUGAUUGA